Molecule: messenger RNA, 4206 nt
Organism: Anopheles gambiae (African malaria mosquito)
Lineage: Eukaryota; Metazoa; Arthropoda; Insecta; Diptera; Culicidae
Gene: T48
Exons: 2
Coding region: 2231-3412 (393 amino acids)
Source: RefSeq, a predicted model, not a curated record
UCAUUUCGAUUCAUUUCAGCAUUGCGCUUCGGUGCGAGUGGACGCGUGUGCCGUGCCUGUUUCCGCGAGCUCCGCACACACCGAGAAAACCGUGGUUCGUUUCUGUUUUGCUGUUUUGUUUUCUACCUGCCGAAAGGUGUACGCAAGUUAACUGCGAAACUUCUGUGAGCGGUUCGUGCAUUUUAUUUGUUGUGCAAGAUAGAACAGAAAGACGUGGUCCGAUCGUAGCAAAAAUCAGGGCUUUCUUUCCUUCCAUCCGAUCAACGGAUUCAAUUCACGCACGACGGAACCGACAAGUGCAGGGCAAGAAGGCAAGGGCUCCAAAGUACGGUGAAAAGCACACGAUACGCCUUUUCCGGUGCGGAGCAGCUUCCACAGGGACCCACGGACGCCAGCGACGAGGCCGCUGUUCUUGUUUAUGAGUUUGGGCGCGUCGAUGCUAUGCGAGAUCAUCGCAUGCUUGCACGUUUUCGCGAUCACCUUUUUUUCGGCCAAGAAUCUUUAUGACCGUUUAUGUUGGCCGUGCUUGCGCGAUCAGUGCACGCGUGUGUGAGUGUGUGUUGUUUGUUCAUGUGCAGUGAGUGAGUUCGAGAGAAAAAAAAAAGGAUCCACCCAAAGGGUGUUUGCGGCCGGAGACGCGCCAUAUCGUCGUGAAAGUCGCGAAACGUGCCCACACGAUACGGUGAUAACUCCCCCCCGCUCCCGCUGUUUGAUACGCUGUUACGCCUGGGUCAAUGAGGGAAAGAGGGUGGUGCGCCGCACCCGAUAUGGAGAACGGCCAAAAACGGGUAUUGUGCGUACCCAUUCAAUAGUGGGGCACCGUGCAGCACAACGGUGACGAAGUGCGCGUGGAAUUAAGUGCGUCUUGCUGCUCUAGUGCGGGUGGUUGCGACGGCGGCGGUGGCGCCGUGCUCUGCGGAUGUGUGAGCCUAAAAUUAGCCAUCGAAUUAGUGUCCAUUGUGUUCGCCAUCCCUCAUCGCAAGCGAAGCGAAGGUUUGCCAAUUGUAGACGACCCCUUGCGUCUUAACGCAACGCAUCAAAGAAGUGCAAUUUGUAGUGAAUCUGCGGCCCCUUGUGCAACAUAAUCGUCCGAUUACUCUCGCCCCUUAUAAAAGUGAGCAGCGGGAAGAGGGCGCUGCGUGUCUGUGUCUGAUUGUCUUCAGGGCUCCCUGAAGUAUGUCUGGCCGUGGUGAGUCAGUGUGUUGAUGAGCUGCGCGCCUUCUCGAAGAUCCCGGAAGACACAAUCGUUCGGAUGCUGAUAAAUAAGUGCGUGUGUGUGUCUGUGUGAUGCCGUCCUCACUGUUGCAACCGUUGCACUGAUAGUGAAUUAGUGCGAAAAGGGGUCGCCCAUUCGGGGAAGCAAUUGUGUGUGAGAAAAAAAGAAAAGCUAAUUGAUUUACAAAGUUCAGUUUCACAAAACCGCGGAAGGAAAACACAACGUAGGCGCCCAAAACAGAUUGUGCUUGCGCGGGGUCCACUGCGGUGCGAAAGAAUAAAUCACGAUUAUUAAAGUGCGGUAAUUCGCUCUUCCCGCUGCUGGCAGUUGUUUGGGUGUUUUUUUUUUUUUGAAAAUUAGUUCUCCGAAGAAGAAACAAAAAAAAAAACAAAACACAUUCACACCGGAAAAACACAUCCCUUCACCGUCUGACGAAUCAAAGUCGGCUGUGGUGGCGCGGUAGUGAAGAGAGAAAGAAGGAAAGAAAAAGUUCGAUUGGGAUUUAAUUGAAAGUUUGUACCCGUACCCCACAAGACCGGUGCUAGCCUGGGCGAACGAAGACGGUGUUUCGAAUCGUUCUCACUAUCUUCCGGUGCAAACACACACACACUCACACCCAAACGUAGGAGAUCAUCCAGCGAAGGCCACACAAUUUCAACACCAUCAUCAUCAUCGCAUGCUGUCUUGCCGACAGCAUAACAACCCGCGUGCGUUUGUUUGCGUCUGGGCCUCUAUCGUGCAUCACAGUAAGCACAGCCCAGCCACACUAUCAGCAACAGCAGCAGCAGCAGCAGCAGCAUCAUUCUUCUAUUCUCCAGGCGAGCGGAAGACGGUGUACUGUUGUUCUGACGGUGCUGCUUCCAUUGUUCGGUGAAAGUGCGCCCACCCUACACACACCCACUGGAAGUGGGAAUAGGAAACCGAACGGAAGAGCUACAGAAAAAAGGGAAUAAACCGGGACAGGAACCUCUGGGUCCGAUACACAUCGCACCUCCUCAAAAAAAAAAAAAAAACAUGAUCUGGCCAGGGCUACUGUUUAUGCUGCUCAGCAGCGCGUUUAUGCUGCCCGGUGCAACGGCGGAACAUCAUAACAUGUCACACACGAAAGACUGUACCCGCUUUCACGAGCAAUGUGUCCGCUGCACCGAUACGGGCUGCGUCAAGUGUACGGAAGUGCUGCGCAUCGACACCGGCGAAUGUCUGUCGGAGUGCCCGAGCGGGUACGGCGCCCAGUGGUCUACGAGCAGCGAGUACAUGGGCCGCGUCUGCCAUCCGGUCGGGAUGUCGGGCUCGUUCCUGGCGGCCGUCGUCGGCAUCAUUGCUGGGGCGAUCCUGUGCGUGGUGCUGAUUUUCGGUGCGCUGGCCAUCCUGCGACGGCGCCAGAAGCGCAAAAAGUACCGCGAAUCGUUCAUCGACGAAAACAUCGACCGGCUCGAGUUCUUGCGCCAGCUGGACGAGCUGCGCCCGCAGGCGGAAUACUUCCUGCAGAUGCUGAACGACACGCGGCGCCAGAUACGGAAGCUGCACCUGGCCGGUGACAGUGCCGGCGCUGCCACGUACCAUCCGGUGGUGCGCGAUCUCGCCAAAAUACUGAUCCUGCUGAACAAACCGAUCGAGCUGAUCAAUGCGCCACCGCACGACUGGCAGCGGCUGUACGUGUGGGCCGAACGUGUGCUCGACCGCUACAAGCCCGAGCUGGCGCAGCUGAUCGAGUUUCUGCAGCAACCGUCUGCCUCCGAUCCACGGCUCGGUGCGUCGGACCAUUCCACCUUCAAGUCGGCAUCGUACCACCAGCACGGUGGUGCGCCGGGCACGGACCUAUCGCCGAGCCUGAGCCAGAAGAACGAGCGCAACCUGCUGCAGCCGGAGUUGAUCCAGCUGCAGAAACAUCGCACACUGCCGUCGAUGCAGACCACGCACCACUUCCUCGGUUCGCUGAUCAGUUUGCACGAGUUUGACGAACGAUCGUCCCACACGACCGACACCAGCUCGAACCACCAUUCGACGACCGGCGUCGUUAGUGGGAGCGGUGGUGGUGGCGGCGGAGGUGGUGGCAACAAUCCGUUCGACGAUACGUUCGAUCACGUUCGCACGUACCUGUCCACGUCCGGGAUGAACGACAGUUCGCUCUGGUUGCAGGACGAGUUCUUUAAGCUGGGCUUCCGGCCCCAGGACGAAAUCACGACCGAGCUUUGAUCGGCGAGGGAGGAGAAAACGUUUGUCCCAAAUACACGAUGAUGUCACCAUUCCAGUGCAAAUCAACAGGAUACGCAAUAUUUGUAUAUAAGCAAUACAUUGUCAAAAUACCCCGCCGCCGCCGCCGCAGCCGCCCGGUGCUAUCGUUUGGCGUGAUGAUUACGGGACCCGCGAAACAAUACGCACAUAUAAUGGCGCACACGCAGGCAUCAUGUGCACUAGUCAGAUACGAGCGCGGUGCUCUAGAAUCACAUAGGCGGGCAUAGGCGGACAACGAACAACGCGAAGGAGGAGGACAUAAUCCGUAAUCAGCAUUAAAAUUGUUAGUGUGUGUAUAUGUAAACAUUGAGCUACAAACUAACAGGACAAAGUUAUAUUGUAAAAAUAGGGUAUUCAAACAAGACAACCACCAAUUGAGCUGGUUGAAGGGAACGUUAGGCAGAACUAUUUAUUCCUGUUUUCUUCCUCGAUCGCGGGAAUGCACAAGGCAGGGCUAGACCAAUUGUCGAUUGGUUAAUCGAUACGAAGGAUUAAGCAAUUGUAAGCUGUGCUAUUGCAUUGUCUUUUUUCUUAAGCACUAUUCAUUAUUCCAUCGCGGAUCGAAUCGGUUUAGAUGGUCCAUGUUGCACAAAGUACGACAAUAAUGAUUAAUUUUAGAGAAAAAUCAUCCUCUAUACGAAGUGGGCAAAAUGAAGUUAUUCUUAUACUACGAACGAAAUAAAACGAAAAAAACGGACAUAUUGCAAGAGAUACAUUACAAAAAUAAAUCUUUUGUUACUAUUGUGAAAGGGAAA